This is a messenger RNA of Cornus florida, 743 nucleotides long. RefSeq lists its product as uncharacterized. The coding region runs from base 114 to 743 and encodes 209 amino acids. The transcript has a single exon. The record is from RefSeq and is a predicted model, not a curated record. Lineage: Eukaryota; Viridiplantae; Streptophyta; Magnoliopsida; Cornales; Cornaceae.
UACGAUAGAAUUGUCGGGUCAAAUAUUAUUGUUUUUUCAUAAUAGACGUCUUUUUACAUUUUUUUUUUUUUUUUUAACAAAUAAUUCACACUCGUCUUCAUAUGUGGUGAUUAAUGGUGAUUAAAUGGUACCAUGGAUCAGGUGUAGAGUCCGUGAUCGCAGAAGGCAAGAAGGAAAAAGAAGGCGGUGGUGACAAAAAAGAGAAAAAAAACGGUGGGGGUGCAAAGAAAGAAGGCGAGGCGAAGGCUGCCGGUGGUGGUGGUGAUGAUGCGAGCAAGAAGGAGGAGCCCAAGGUUGAGGUGAACAAAAUAGAGUACCAUGGGUACCACCCUCAGUACUCUUAUUAUGGUGCACCUGCACCUGCAUAUAAUCAUGGUUACAUUAAUGAGGGUUAUGGCGAUCUUGUACCCCAAUUUAAUCAAGGCUAUAUCAAUCAGGGUUACGUCAUGGAAUAUACCUCACACCCGACUCAUGUUGUGGACUAUCCAUCAACAUACCCGUCUCCGUAUCCGACUUACGUAAUGAAAUAUCCCUCAUACCCGCCUCCAUACCGGACUCAUGUUGUGGACUAUCCACCAUCAUACCCGCCUCCGUACCCGACUUACGUAAUGAAAUAUCCCUCAUACCCGCUUCCAUACCCAACUCAUGUUGUGGACUAUCCACCAUCAUACCCGCCUCUGUACCCGACUCAUGCCCCUCAAAUGUUCAGUGACGAGAAUCCUAAUGCAUGUUUUGUGAUGUAA